UCCUCCUCCUCGCUGCAGCCUGACUCUGACACCACCGGCAUGCCUACAAACUGAGAGCUGUGCAGUGACACACAAAGAGAGGCACCUCCGGUCCUGUCAGACUCACAACUUGUGUUUUUAUUCGAAUCCCCACUGAGGGAGAAGAAGGAGACGGACUGAUUUAAGCACUGCGCAGGCUUUCUGGGAAGAGAGGAGGACCAAACCCCCCCCCAGGUCUGUCCCUGACACCGCUGCAUCCCCCAUCGCUGAAAGAGGAGGAGACCACAGAACUGCUUCAUCAUGAAUUUUGUAAUGAAAGCUGCGCUGGGAGGGGGACCCCCUGAUGUUGGCAAGAUGCUGGGUGGGGAGGAGAAGGAGGAAGACCCCGAUGCAGCCAAGAAAGAGGAGGAGCGACAGGAGGCGCUGAGGCAGCAGGAGGAGGAGAGGAAGGCCAAAUAUGCCAAGAUGGAGGCGGAGAGGGAAUCGAUGAGGCAAGGCAUUAGAGACAAGUACGGGUUGAAAAAGCGCGAGGAGGCCGAAGCGGAGGCGGCAGCCGCUGCAGAGGUGCCCGCAGAGGGCAGCUUGACCCGACCCAAGAAAGCUGUGCCGGCUGGAUGUGGAGACGAAGAGGAGGAGGAGAGCAUCAUGGACACAGUGAUGAAGUAUCUGCCAGGCCCACUGCAGGACAUGCUGAAGAAGUAGCAUAGCUAACAUCGUAGUUGUAGCUUCAUUCACAGGGUUGGAUGAGUCAGACCCUUAUUUGAUAUUUCUCUCACCCCCCAACAAUGACACAUAAAACAUAAAGUGAAGGUAGAAUUGAUGAAGUGUUUUUGUUUCAGCCAAAUCAAAGUUUUCUAAUGAAGCGACGACCAACGAUGUGAAAAAGGCCAUUAGCCUAAACUGACUCAACGUCAGCCAGGUGAAUUUUAGCUCGAUGGACGUUAAUCUAAUAACUAGAGGAGGAAUAAACACAUGUUGGAUGGUUUCUCCUUCUAUUUCUGAGAAGUUUUAAACUUAUUUCUCUCCUCUGCGACAGCUGUGAAGCUCUCUCGCAAAAAUAAUUCACCACUUCCUUUCAAUUUGUACAUAAAUAAACGCAUUGGAAGCCUCACGGUGGGUGAAAAGCUACAGAAAAUUGCCACAUAAAAAUAAUAAUAAAAAAAGAUUACUCGAUAAGCCAUAUUUUAAAAAAAUAUAUAAUAAAGACUACUGUCGUGUGAUCCUAAAGUUUAUGUUGUGUGUUAAAACGUGUGUGAAAUUUAUGUGAAUCUUUGCACACAGUGUCACACUUCCUCUGUCAUGUCUGCCCUUCAGGCACUCCCACAGCACUCAGACAUCAGUGUGGUAAAUGUUCAUGUUGUACAGUGUUUAGAAAUGUUUCUGUUCCCUUACUGAAUGUGUCUCCUGUGUCUUGCAUGCCAUUUGUCUGGGAAAAAAACAGUUUAUUGUGAGAAUAUGUAUCCAAACUUCCACCUGUUCGCUAUUUAUCACAUUCCUUCUCAUGCAAAAAAAAAAUAUAUAUAUAUAUCAAGGCAAUAACUCCUGAGUUUAACUGUGUUUUUCACAGCCAUGUUUAUAUAGCCUCUAUUACUAUUAUCAAUUCAACAGUAUGGUAUAGUAUAUACAGUAUUCAGGAAACUUAUGUUUUGCUGGGUUUUCUUUUUUCGUGUGCGUUUGUUUUUGAGUUCUUGUUUUGGUGAAGAAUGACCGAGUAGCUGUUCAAACAACAGCUAAAACCUUAAGCUUUCAGCCAUAAAAACACAACUGACAAUAGUACAAUCAGGAUCCAUGAGAAAUGAAAGGAUAUGGAGGGAAAACCGAAUGUAGCUUUCACAUUAGCUGUAAUACACAGGAGAGGACAGGAUUGAUGAGAAAAGAGGCCGCCUUCCCUCACACAAUGUGAAGUGACUACCACAGUUCACCUGUUGAGUUUCAGAAAAGAAAAAGAUCUUAAGAGGUUGAGUAUAAUUGUUCUGGAUGAGCGAGACACAGAAAGGAAAGAGCAAUAAGGGAUUAACCUGUGUAUGUUUCUGCUUGAGAUUCAAUAAAGAUCUUGUUCAGACAGAA
This is a messenger RNA of Austrofundulus limnaeus, 2046 nucleotides long. It is a transcript of the gene cplx2a, whose product is annotated as complexin 2a. The record is from RefSeq and is a predicted model, not a curated record. The transcript is spliced from 4 exons. Gene Ontology annotation, biological process: neurotransmitter transport; regulation of neurotransmitter secretion; synaptic vesicle exocytosis. NCBI's taxonomy places the organism in Eukaryota, Metazoa, Chordata, Actinopteri, Cyprinodontiformes, Rivulidae. Bases 280 to 681 code for a protein of 133 amino acids. Gene Ontology annotation, molecular function: syntaxin binding. Gene Ontology annotation, cellular component: SNARE complex; terminal bouton.